AUGGCGUCAGAUAAGCAGAAUACAACUGCACUGCUCACAGAACACUUUCGAUAUACACCUCUGACUCUCCUCGACGACAUCAUCAACAUCGUAAACGAACUUGUCUUUCGCGCCGUCAAUGCCGUCGAAGAAGGCCUCAGCGCCAAAGCCCCCGAAGAGCUCGGCUUCGAACUGGACAACUCAACACUCUCCUCCCUCCGCACCGAAGACGCACGGCGAGACGCGCUCGAGCAGCUCAAGCAGAAUGAGAUCGACAAUGGCACCGUCAAGCUUGAGAGUCUUCUGAAUGCGACGGUGGAUAGGGACUUUGACAAGUUUGAAAUCUACACUUUGCGGAACAUUCUGGCUGUUGGACAUGAAGAGGAUGAUUUGGCGAAUUGGGUGCGGUUGGAUCAUUACCAGGGUGUGGAUAUGGUCAAGGCGGAUGAGGUGCCUACGCCUGAGCAAAUACAACUGCAAAGAAGAAAGUUGCAUGAGACUGCCAAGUUGAACACGAUGCUCAAGGCCGAAGAGGCGAAGCAUGCUGCGAUGCUCUCGCAGUUGAGUGGGCUCAUAGGCGCAGAGCCGAAGAAAGAGGGAGAAGAUGGACAAGCACCAUUUGCACUCUUGCAGGCAGGUAAAGGUCAGAACCUGACGCAGGAUACGCAAGAAGCGUUGAACCAAAUACCUGCACUGCAGCAGCUUCUGGCCAAGUUGAAGGACGCGCUGCACACGAUCCCCAACCCGCGAAAUGCGAGGUAUGAGGAUGAGGACUCGGCUGAUGCGAGACGGAGACGAUAUCUGGAGAAGCAGACGCAACGGGCUUUGGAGAGGAAAGGCAUUGAUCCCGAGUCCUCUGCCGGAGCGGCGCUUGCGGUUGGAAGGAGAAUGGGAAGGGACGAAAUCGAGGGAAUCGAAAGUGUUGCACAGGCCCUUGGCGGAGCUGAAUCGAAACCGAAGCAAUAA
Molecule: messenger RNA, 945 nt
Organism: Zasmidium cellare ATCC 36951
Lineage: Eukaryota; Fungi; Ascomycota; Dothideomycetes; Mycosphaerellales; Mycosphaerellaceae
Exons: 2
Coding region: 1-945 (314 amino acids)
Biological process (GO): kinetochore assembly; protein localization to kinetochore; mitotic cell cycle
Cellular component (GO): nucleus; chromosome, centromeric region
Source: RefSeq, a predicted model, not a curated record